AUGGCACUCUUCUCCCCAGCUUUGUACUUCUCACAUUCUACAUCGAUGAUCCUCUUCAGGGUUACAGAUGGGCUCGCGCGUUCUAUGACUGGCACUUUUAAUGAAGAAGAAGCCAUUGAUAGAACGCUUUUUCGGAAGAUGAAGCUGAAAAGGGAAGCAGAGAGAAGUGGAAGAUCGGUAAAGAAAGACUUGAAAUUAUGGAGUGAAGGAUUGAAAAGCUUGGAAAGAUUUUCAGAAAAAGGUCAACAUGAACUGAGGAAUGUGAUAAAAUUCUGUUACGAUGAUCUGGAAGAUAUUCAAAGGAAAUGCUUACUAUAUGGUGUGUUAUAUCCUGAAGAAGAGGACAUUUACAUAGAUCGUUUGUUGGAGUGUUGGGAAGUUGAAAAUUUCCUUGGUAAUGGUGGUGAUCCAAGAAACGCAUAUAUGGACGAAAUUUAUAUAUUGAAAAUCCUUAAGGACAAGUCAUUACUCGAGGAACAUGAGAAUCCAAAAUAUGUUACGAUGCACAAAUGUAUCAGACAGAUACUCUUACAUAUCUUGUCAAAUGAUCCUAACAAUAAACUUUUGGUGCAACAAAUGCCCCCAGAUGCAAAAUGUUGGAGUGAAAAGGAAUGGAUCUCUUUGAUUGGUAAGUUUGACAAGUUACCAAAUCGCCCAAAUUGUGGCCGGCUCUCCACACUUUUCCUACAGAAAAAUUUGGCUUUGAAGAGUAUUCCUACAUCAUUCUUUAACCACAUGACAAGUCUCAAAGUUUUGGACUUGCUUCAUACAGGAAUUGAGUUAUUACCAUCAUCUCUAUCAAAAGUGAUCGAACUCAAAGUGCUCUAUCUAGACUAUUGCGAAUAUUUGAAGAAACUCCCUCAUAGCUUAGAAAAACUUGUACAUCUUGAAGUGCGUGAUAUCCGGGGCAGUGGGUUCAGUAAUAUACCAUCUUUUAUUGGAAUGUUGAACAGUCUAAGGCAUUUUCAAGUAUCCUUCGCCAAAUGCGAAAGUGAAAAUGAUACUAAAGAGGUGGAGUUUAAUUGCAAUGUGAUUUCCAACCUUUCUAGAUUGGAAGAAUUGAUCAUUGAUGUGAAAUCAGAGACACCAGUUGUAGAUGUCAUUGAGGUGGGUACUACUACUCCUUAUCUCCGAAUCAAUUUUCCUAAAGCAGACAUUCUUUACACUUACAUUGAGGAAACUCGCUCAUGGAGAAGCAUCCAAGACAUCCCGUCAUUUCAAUUUUUCAUUAAUUGCCCUAACUCAAUAGACCCUUGUAUUCCUAAACUUGAAGAAUAUGGAAGGUAUGUUAGAUAUUGCAAUGGUGAAGGCAUCAAUCAUCCUAUUUUUGAGGUCCUCGCAAAUGUUGAUGCAUUCGAUUUGGUGAACAAGAAGGACAUCAAGCAUCUGUCAGACUUGAGAAUUCCAAGCAUGAAAGAGGUAAAAGGUUGUCGAAUUGAAAGUUGUACUGCACUUGAAACAGUCGUGGAUAGUGUAAUAUUGCCCAACGUAAAGCAUUUAUACAUGAAGAAUUUACCAAGGUUGCAAAGCAUUUGGAAUGACCAAGUGGAUUCGGCUACUCUAACCAAACUGAAGACUUUGGUUUUGAGUAGCUGUCAAAUGUUGAGAAUUAUUUUUCCUCUAGUUGUGAUUCAACAUCUUCGUGAAAUUGAAUGUUUAAAGAUUGAAGACUGCCCAGAAAUUGUGGAAGUGGUUGAGCAAUCUACAACCGCUGGAAAUCAGGAACUUCUGCCAAAACUGAGAAAAGUAGUACUUUGUGGCCUGCCAAAGUUGGGAAGUAUUUGCGCAGAUAAUUCAUUGAAGUGGCCAGCCUUGGAGAAACUUAAGAUUCGUAACUGUCCAGCCUUGAUCAAACUACCAUUUGGCAAAGAUGACGCAGAGAAUCUGAAACUUAUCCAAGUAGAACAGGAACUUAUCCAAGGAGAACAACAACUUAUCCAAGUAGAAAACUAG
Molecule: messenger RNA, 1953 nt
Organism: Camellia sinensis
Lineage: Eukaryota; Viridiplantae; Streptophyta; Magnoliopsida; Ericales; Theaceae
Source: RefSeq, a predicted model, not a curated record